Marmota flaviventris (yellow-bellied marmot) is the source of this 2049-nucleotide messenger RNA. RefSeq names its product ring finger protein 183 (gene Rnf183). Gene Ontology annotation, molecular function: ubiquitin protein ligase activity. Gene Ontology annotation, biological process: positive regulation of endoplasmic reticulum stress-induced intrinsic apoptotic signaling pathway; response to endoplasmic reticulum stress; protein ubiquitination. Gene Ontology annotation, cellular component: endoplasmic reticulum membrane. The record is from RefSeq and is a predicted model, not a curated record. Lineage: Eukaryota; Metazoa; Chordata; Mammalia; Rodentia; Sciuridae.
CCAGCUGUGGGAUUCGAAGAUCUCAGCUGGCUGGCUGUGUUCUAAGAACAAAGCAGAAGGCAGCAGGGUUUGCCGGCUGUGUGGGUACGGUAAGAGAUCAGGAGAGGACAAGGGGGCCGGAGGAGGCUGGCGUGCAGAGUUUUAGACCGUGAACCAGGUGAAUUUUGCAGCAAUAGAAGCACAGGGCAGGCAGCCCUUUUGUGCGAGGAAGAGAUUCCAGCCAUUUGAGAAAAGAAAUGAGGGAAGAGGAAGCCCGGACGACUCACUUACCCUUUCCAUGAUCCAGAAAGGAAAUCGCCACCCCUGCCUUUCCAGGCCAGGGACCUCAGGUCUGGAAAGAACCGCCCACAAUCACGCAGAUACUUGGCUUCCAAGUUCAAUUGGCUGCCACGCCCCAGGUGUGUGUGUGGGAAACUCGGUCCCCAACCUCCCAGCCGCCACCUAGCAGCUCUCUGGCCUUGGCACCAGGCAGGUGCGCUCAACAGGCUGCAGCCUGGGCCACCUGGCAGCUCCAGGUGCUGUGAUCUUGCUGCCAUGGAGACGGCUUGGUGGUGAGAAGGCAGUUUCCCAAAGCUUUGUGGAUUCAGGAGAGGGAGAGACUAGAACCUUAGGCACUUGUGAGUAUUCUGCCUGAUCCCGCUGCAGUCCGCACAAGCCCAGGACAUCCCCUGUGAGGCCUCCCAGUGUGGUCUGAGGAUGACCGAGCCCCAGGGCCGGGAGCUAGAGGCUGAGUGUCCUGUCUGCUGGAACCCCUUCAACAACACGUUCCAUACCCCCAAAGUGCUGGACUGCUGCCACUCCUUCUGUGUGGAAUGCCUGGCCCACCUCAGCCUGGUGACUCCGGCCCGGCGCCGCUUGCUAUGCCCGCUCUGUCGCCAGCCCACCGUGCUGGCCUCAGGGCAGCCAGUCACUGACUUGCCCACGGACACUGCCAUGCUAAGCCUGCUCCGCCUGGAGCCCCACCACGUCAUCCUGGAGGGUCGGCAGCUCUGUCUCAAGGACCAGCCUAAGAGCCGCUACUUCCUGCGCCAGCCUCGGGUCUACACACUGGACCUAGGCGUCGAGUCUGGGAACCAGACUGCACCUUCCCAGGACACUGCCCCAGCCACCAGGCCUAUGCCCAUCCCCAUCCCCAGCCACUAUUCUCUGAGGGAGUGUUUCCGCCACCCUCAAUUCCGCAUCUUUGCCUACUUGAUGGCUGUCAUCCUCAGUGUCACUCUGCUGCUCAUCUUUUCCAUCUUUUGGACCAAGCAGUUCCUUUGGGGCGUGGGCUGAGCACUCUGUUUCUGGAGGAGGAACCAGGCCUUUCUCAGUGGCUGCUGGGGCUGGGGAUGCAGAGCCUUAUUUGGUGUUGUCUUCCUUUGUAGUAUUUUAUGAUCCAGAGAUCGGUUAGGCCCUGUUUGCUUCUGGGAGCAGAGAAGGCCCUAUCGUGGGUGCACGUGGGCGGGGUUGGGGGAUGAAGCGAAGGGCUAGGAGGCAUGAAGAGCUCUGAGUGUGAACCAGGGGUUGUAUGGCUAUAGAGCCACAUAGCAAGUUGUGCCAAAGGGCUGGACAAUGGUAUCCAGCGACCUGACUAAUCCAAAUAGCAAGCCGUAGCUCUCCCUGGAGCUGUUUUGGACUCAGUUCAUGUUUUUAUUUUAUUUGCUCUUUUCAUUAUGUGUUGCUAAAAUGUUUGGAAAGUAAGUUUGAAUUCUGUGAGAAAAUGUGCUUGUCUCCCCUUUUCAGCUUUCUCCUUGGAUGUCUUUCCACCAGUCCCAGUAAAAAACGGUCUGCAUUCCUUAAUUCCUUCAUUUAUUCAUUCUACAACCAUUAAUUGGGCAGGUACUGAGUGCAGAAGGGAAGAAAAGUGUAAGAUUACCCACUGGUGGCUGAUGGCCUCCAGCAGCAGGGAAGACGCACUGUCAGCUGCUUCUUACACAGGACAACCUCUUGUCAGCGUGCAGUUCAUGGAGUGUUGGGAGAUAAGAGUCUAAAGGUGAAGAAGCCAAGAUCAGUGGAUUAGGAAUCUGGGAUUUGGGCUGGAGUUGUAGUUCAGUAGUAGAGCAUUUG